AUGGCGGAGAUGCGCAUCGUUCUUGGUCGGAAGAAGCGUGGAAGAAUAUUGACAAACGAACUCUUUGGAGAUGUUGUCGAGUUGCCAUGGCAGGGAAGAGAGAAGAACGGCAGCAUUGGAAUCAUACUAGGGAGGCUGGAGGCCGAAAAUGGUGCGGUGUCGGAAACCCGGUCCGGUCUAUCUCCGGUCUCCGACAGACCCUACCACCCGACGCUCUCCAAGGUCAACGGGUCAAGAUCUGCUUCUUACAACGAAAUGCAAGAACUAAAGGCGAGGAAAAUUGCGACGUGUAUAUCUUCGUACAUCUGA
Messenger RNA from Glarea lozoyensis ATCC 20868, 309 nucleotides. RefSeq lists its product as uncharacterized. Lineage: Eukaryota; Fungi; Ascomycota; Leotiomycetes; Helotiales; Helotiaceae. The coding region runs from base 1 to 309 and encodes 102 amino acids. The transcript has a single exon. The record is from RefSeq and is a predicted model, not a curated record.